GAGCAGCUGCUGAUGCUGUUGGAUAGCAGAGCACCGCAAGCUAACACAGAUCCAAUAGCAGAUAGCUGAUACUAACACAGAAGGGCUGAGUGGCUGUCUGGGAGAGUUCUCAACCUUUGUGAAGUCUCUUAGAGGUGCUGUCACAAGGUUUUUGGAUGAAGUGCUGUCCAACGAGAAGUCUUUAAGGGUGUUUAUUUUUCAUUGCUUUUUUUUUUCUUCAUUUAUUUUUAUGGGGGGGGAGAUGAGAAUAAUGGAUCUUAUAAGUAAAAGACUGACGGAAUAAUUUUCGCAGGAAAAAGAAAUAAAUAUAAAAAACAAAUAAAUCCAUUGAAUGAUCUCGCUACCAGGAGGUGGGCAUCCCUCCCUUUCCCCCCCUGGAAGCAGCAUCACAGUGCGGGUCUCUGAUUAGGAGAGUGACAGGCUGCUAGUAGAUUUGUCACUGUGUGCUGGAUUUAAUGCUGAGACAUGCGAGACAAUAGCUCUGGCAACGGUGAAGCGAAAGACUAUGGAAAAGUCGAGUAGUGAGGACUCUUCUAUACACCGAAGUCCAUCUGUGGACAGCAGAGACUCAGCCAAACCUUCUACCUCAAGCAGGGAAUUUGGUAGAGGAUUCACAGCUGGUGCUUUCUAUGGCAACGCUGGAUCCCGCACCCAGAGCCACGCUGGUGUAAAGAGGGACAAGUACACUGCACCCAAAGGUGGAAAAUAUGUGGUCUUUUACCUGGAUCUAUCAUUUGUCUUUCUUCUAGAAUUUAAGAAGUGCAACAUGGCAAGAGGCUGUCUCUGUUGUUUGAAAUACAUGAUGUUCCUCUUUAACUUAAUAUUUUGGCUCUGCGGCUGCGGAUUGUUAGGAGUUGGUAUCUGGCUAUCCGUAUCACAAGGAAAUUUUGCAACAUUUUCUCCCAGUUUCCCAUCCCUUUCUGCAGCAAAUCUGGUCAUUGCCAUUGGUACGAUUGUCAUGGUGACUGGCUUCCUCGGUUGUCUAGGUGCUAUAAAGGAAAACAAGUGCCUGCUUUUAAGUUUUUUCAUCAUUUUACUGAUCAUUCUUUUGGCUGAACUGAUACUCCUUAUCCUGUUUUUUGUCUAUAUGGACAGGGUCAACGAGAAUGCAAAGCAGGAUUUGAAAGACGGUUUAUUGCUUUACAAUACAGAAAAUAAUGUUGGACUGAAGAACGCUUGGAACAUUAUUCAGGCAGAAAUGCACUGCUGUGGGGUGACAGAUUACACUGAUUGGUAUCCAGUGCUAGGAGAAAACACGGUUCCCGAUCGAUGCUGUAUGGAAAAUUCCCAGGACUGUGGCCACAAUUCCACUGGCUUAGUAUGGAGAACAGGAUGUUAUGAGAAAGUGAAAAUGUGGUUUGAUGACAAUAAGCAUGUUCUUGGUACGAUUGGGAUGUGUAUACUCAUAAUGCAGAUACUGGGAAUGGCCUUCUCCAUGACUCUCUUUCAGCAGAUACACAGGACUGGUAAAAAAUAUGAUGCCUAGAGCUUUUCAACGGGGCAUUUGCAUCAUCAUGUUUGGCCACAAAGAGCGUCAAGAACCAAGGACUCCAAACAAUCGUUACAAGAACUCCGUCCGACUUUCACUCCAAUUCUAUACGUCGCAUCUGAAUCUUGUUACCUGACUUAUCUUUUUGCAAAACUGCAUCUACUAUUAAUUUGCCAAAGAAGAAAGGAAAUCCACAGACCUAAGUUCCUUCCUCGGCCUGCUCUAACACUCUUCUUAAGCAUCUCUAAAGAAAGAGCUUUGCAUACUAAUAUACUUAAGACUCUUACCAAUACAUGACGGAUAUGCUUAUGCUUCUGGAACAUUUUGAAAAAAAAAAAAAAAAGAUUAAAAAAAAAAAGGUCAAGAAUACAAAAUGAAAGACUUACUAAAGCCAUUGAGAACCAGCCCACAGCUGCAAAACCAGUGAUAAUGGGCCAGUUUGCAUGGAAUUGACUGCAACUUUUUUGUACCUUAUCGGAAAUGUUUUUGUUACUGACUAUGGUUAAGACUAGCGUUUUCAUUUAUGUGUUUAAAAACUUUUACCUUUUUUGUUUCUUCUUUUUUGGUUUAUUCUACACAGAUUUUCUUUUAAUCAUUGCGUCUAAAUUCUGUGUGAUCUUUAAAAGGAAUGCGCCUGCAGUAAGUAGGUUUUAAUGGGCAUCAUUGGUGAUAUUCAGAGAUGACACAUAAUGGUUGAUAAACUGUUUUAUUGUAUAUGGUAGCCAAGUCAUCUUCAGCUAGCCAACUAUUCGGUUUACAUAUAUGUCAAGAUUAUUUUUUCACAAUAUAAUGGUAUAAUGACAAUAUUGAUUUAUUCUCAGAAAUACAUUGGAUUCAGGUUUUACCAUUUUUUCCCCUCAUUUUAAAGCAACAAUCCAUUUUUAUUAUUGCUCUUUUCAUUUUAGAGUAUAAUUUUUUUUACAUAUUUAUAUUCCCAUUAGAGGCAUUAGUGUUACAGUGGACACCGUUUGUCAUAAUAAGUAUUAUGUGCUUGAGAUAACAAUGUAAGUUAAAAUUCCAGAAGGACUUACGAAGCAGGUCUUGCUUUUAUGAAACCAGUUAAUACAUACCUGGACAGAUAACUAUCUCUGAUGAUUGCAAUGUUGAAAAUACAUUUCUGUUAGUAGCAAUCCCUGAUGUACGGAGCUAUUGUACCAUAUGAAGACAUGAUAUGUUUUGACACUCGUCUGAGGAAGUUUAUAUUGAAGAGCUAUGUGUAAGGAACAUAAAGGGCACCUGUCAAGUAUGCAUGGUAGACAGCCAUUUUGUAGACUGAAUCAGUGCUUAUACUGUAAUAAUACUGCCUAUCCAGUGAUGUAACUGAGGCGGCCAUUUUGUGGGCUAAACCACUAAUCACUCUGCAGGCACUCUGAGGCACCCAGUGUAAAACAGCUUUUAUGGAUUGUUGCUUUUUCCUGUUACCAGAUAAAUAGACAAACAGUAUCUUUGCACAUACUAUUUUCCAUUGUUAUAUCACAUUUACUAAACCAUGUACAAUUUUUCAAAGGACAUUCCUGCUAAACACUCCAGCACAUACCUCUAGUUUUGAAUGCUGCUUUUCACAAUGCCCAAGGUUUGGUCUCUGGUGUGGGCAUUACUUACAUUUUGCUGCUUUACAAAAUCACAAUGAAUGAGCAGAAAUAGGCCAUUUGUAGUGACAUCCUACUUGUGCAGUAGUGAUAACAUUGUUUGCAUGAGAAAGAGCCCAUCGAAAUGGAAUGAGCCAUAUCCUGAUGUGAGAGCCUGGAAUAGAAUGAUGAUAACAUAUGUUUUUAUAUGGAAUAUAAUGUAAUGUGCUCAAAAUCGUGUGAUCUCAGCUGUGAGAUAACUGCUGUAUAACAAGGAAUUUGCUGUCACAUGGCUUCUGUAAACAGAUCCAAACAAGUGAAUCAAGAUAUGACUGGAUUUCAUUGGUAAAUGCUUGGCAAAUUAAUAUGAGCAGCCACAUGUAUCGCGUAAGUUGUACUAUCAAUUCAUGGUUAUAUAUAUAUAUAUAUGUUUAUAUAUGUAUGUAUGUAUAUGUGUGUGUGUUUUUAUAUAUAUAUAUAUAUAUAUAUAUAUAUAUAUAUAUGCUUACUUUUGAGACCUCACUGCCAUGAGAUCCCAGAGAGGAAGUCUGAGUGGCAAGUGAAGGACACGUAGUGACAUCACUUUCUCCACCCACAGUCCGCUAUGCCAUAAUUUGCAGCCUCACAUAAUAAGGGGUUGGAGCUGUAAUGAAGUGGGUGGAAUCAUGUAGUGGGGGUGCCCUGCUCUCUCAGGAUUUUGGGGGACCACCCUUACAUUAGAGAUUGCCCCGGGCAUUAAGGCAGAGUAGGCAAGUAUGAAAUAUAUAAAUUAUAAAAUGUGGUUAAUAUGGUACAAGGUAUAAUAGCUGCCAAUGAAUGUCAUCUGUAAAUUCCUACCCAAGCAAUUACCAUUGGUUAAAACCAGAGGUUCUCAAAUGCAGUUUUAGGUAUAUCCAUGGCUCAGCACAGAUGGUUAAAUCAAAUUGAAUGAGUUUCUAAUUAAGUCACUUUUGGGCAAGCAUGGAUAUACUUAAAACCUGGACUGUUGGGGUGCCUUGAGGACCGUGUUUAAGAACCACUGGGUUAAACCCUUACUAGCCAAUUAAAUACGAUAACUAAAUUAAUGACUGAACAACUAAUCUUGAUAUGAAUUAUAGAACAGCAAUGAAAAUUGUAUGGUGAUUCUAUAUGGUUAAUUGUGACUUAUUAAAGUGACAGGACAGUGAAUUUUGAAAACCUACUUGGAUGUCCUGCAAUUGACCAUGAAGUACUGUAUAACUAACUGCAUUAGGAAAUACUUGGCUUAUUUAUUUGCCAGCUCAUGGUUUCCUUUCAUUUAAGUGGGAGGUAAAGGGGCAUCUUCUCUCACGGUAUGAAUUAUUCUAGCAUUCCUUUUGUAACCCAGAAUAUUGACUGAAAAAAGGCAAACAUGAUUCAUCACUUUCAUGCAUGACUUUACUUUACAGCGGGCAAAAUACUGGAGUUGACACAAGCACUUCCCUUUAACACUAAUACCAUUGGCUGUUUCAACAGUUCCACCUACUUAAGGGUUAGCUGCCGUCAGUUUGACAGCCAGGCUUGCAAAGGUGCCAAAAACUGAUAUCCCACCUCGAUAGCAGCCGUGCUUAUGGUGAUGACAAGUUUAUGCCUUUUGAGUGAUAUAUGCUGAGGUUCUAAAGCUGAUCUACACAGUAAAAUAACUUGCUUAAAACUAAGAGAAAACAGCAAUCAGAUAAGUUCUGCUUGCCGAGAACCGAAAUGUAUUUUUUUUUUAUUUUGACUAUUUACUUUCUUUGAUGGCCAAGGUAGUAAGAAAUGCCUAUAAGAAAGAAACACCAGUUUACUUUAAGAAAUAAAAUUGGGACCAUGUGUAAAUUCAGAUUUUCAUUUGCUAAAUGGAAACGCUGAUGGAAGCAUAUCUGCUGCUAGGAAGAGGUCAAUGAGUAGAUUCCUUAACCGUUGCCCACUAAGAGUCUUCUAUAUUCAGAUAUGGCAAAUGUUAUGUCACCAGGGUGUACCUCUCCCUUUUGCAGAAAAUCUGCCGCUAGAGCAGGCAAGCUGGAGGCAGCCACUCUGAGCUGAGCUAUUGAUGAGCACACAACCGUAUUCCAUCCAAUAGAAACUACCGACACCAUGAUUCAUCAAAUUUAUUAUCUGUGUGUUCUGGAGAAUGGGUUCAGUCCACUAAUUGGUUUCUUCCGCUGUGCUCAAGCGGUAUCUUAUGCGGUAACUUUAGUUUAGCAAGUAAAUAUGUCCGAUUAAUCCGGUGAAGUCAUUGAAAUGGUGGCAAAUUAUAUUUCUUUUUUUCAGUAUGAUACAAUAACUUUUGCUAACUAAAUUAUCCAGCAAAAUCAAGCAAGAUAUUCUGUUUCAAGUUGAACUUCUGUGUUCUAACGGGGAGAUUCAGUGCUAAGCGAUGACUGCAGGAACAGCUUGGCGGAGGUGUUUUGUCCCCAGUAACAUUGGGGCAGAUGUAUUAAGCCUGGAGAAGUGAUAAAGC
This is a messenger RNA of Pseudophryne corroboree (corroboree frog), 5497 nucleotides long. RefSeq names its product tetraspanin 9 (gene TSPAN9). Gene Ontology annotation, cellular component: plasma membrane. NCBI's taxonomy places the organism in Eukaryota, Metazoa, Chordata, Amphibia, Anura, Myobatrachidae. The record is from RefSeq and is a predicted model, not a curated record. Bases 506 to 1486 code for a protein of 326 amino acids. The transcript is spliced from 7 exons.